This is a messenger RNA of Hydractinia symbiolongicarpus, 5729 nucleotides long. RefSeq lists its product as uncharacterized. Gene Ontology annotation, molecular function: 5-oxoprolinase (ATP-hydrolyzing) activity. The record is from RefSeq and is a predicted model, not a curated record. The coding region runs from base 1905 to 4895 and encodes 996 amino acids. The transcript is spliced from 12 exons. Gene Ontology annotation, cellular component: cytosol. NCBI's taxonomy places the organism in Eukaryota, Metazoa, Cnidaria, Hydrozoa, Anthoathecata, Hydractiniidae. Gene Ontology annotation, biological process: glutathione metabolic process.
CUUGGACAUAACUUCCAGCUUUGGAUAUCAUCAGUCAGCAUGCUCAAUCUCCAAAGUACAGACUGUCUUAAAUAGAAUAUUCCUUUUUCUCAGGAAAUGCUCCUCCUUAGUCAGCAUCUUCUAGUGUAUUCAUCUAAAUAUCUACAUGAUAUCUUGGAUGUUCCUACAUUUGAGUUUUGCACAUGUUGUACAAGCUAGCUUCUCAUUAUCCUUCAACAUGUUAGCUACUGUAAAUAAGAACUAUGCUCUCACCUGCUACAGGCAAUGUCAGAGCAAUACUUUAUUAUCUUAUUGUAAAGCUUCUCAAACUAUAUGAUAUGGUCAGGGGAUUUGUUACCACUGCUUCUUUUGUAAUUCUUUAAUGCAAUAAAAGCUCUCGUACUCUCCUCUUCGAGUAAAUCGAAUCUAAUUUGUUCCCAAUUUUGUUCAUAUCAGCAUUUGAUCCAAUUUAUGCAGAUAAAAUGAUGCACACUGCUUUCAGUACACAGCCCAUCACUGACAGGUAUACAGCUGGCCUUGCUUUUUCUUUGAUAGCUCCUUAAACAUAUGCCAACUUUCAUAAUCCUUCUUUCUCUUAAAUGCUGAUUCAACAUUGCUGUCACAUGAUGGAAACUUUUUUCACAUGAUGCAAACCUUUUUCGUCUUUAGUCUCUAACACCUCAGGGAACACAUCAGUGUGUGUGCCCUUAAAUGUUCUUCUUUAAUUCCAGGUUAGCUGAUAUGCAACUUUCAAUUCUGCUACCCCUGUUAGGCUAUUCUUACCUGAAUUAGGUAUGUUGUCUCUACUGGUCACUAAAGAUAAGAAAAGAAAAUAUAAUUAACAAUGUCAGCAUAUUUAACAUGACGUGUCCAACAAAAAUCUGUAGGCUUUCAUUGUUUACUACUUUCUUAGCAGAUGCAUAAGACAUUUUAUAUCCACCCAUCUUUUUUUGCUUUCUGUGUAACAUAAUUUUUUUUUGAUAAAUUAUCAAAAGAAGAUAUGCACUGCAAACAGAAGCCCUUGGAUGUUGACGUUUUUAUCUUUUCAAAUCACCUAAAAUAAAAGUGUCACAGCCUAAAAAUAAGUCUAGAAUACUUAAUGCUGGAAGCUCUGGUCAAAAGUAUGCUUUGAUAAAAAGCUUUAGUCAUAAAAGUGAAAACUCAAAUAAACAGUUGGAUUAGCAAGUAAUAGUAAUAUUAAUAAACAUAAAAGUAUAUUUCGAUGAAAUAAGGAAUUAAGUCAAACAUUAUUCCUUUGAAAAAACACACGGUCUAACAAAUGCAUAAACUUUGCAUUUUCAAGUAAUGUCACUUUUAUGCCUUUUUAUUGUAAAUAGUUGCAUUACUAGUAGCUACAAAUCAGUCUACACAUAAAAUUAUUUGUAUUUGUGUUUAUUUAUUUUUUUUAAUUUUUAUUCUUACUUGUGUAAUGUAUAGCACUUGAAGAAAAUUAUUGGAUUGUCUGUUUAUGCAUGAUCAGAAUGAAAAUCGUUUAGUACUUGUUGACAAUGUUAGAUUCAGUGUCAUUUAUGUCUAUAUCAACAUGUAUAGUUACAAAACAAUGCUCUUUGACAGUUUUCUCAUUGCAAGCAAUAGAAAAUAAAAUAACUUUAGGUAAGCAUAUUUGUUAACUAAUUUUGUAAGAUGUAAUAAUAGAAAAAGUAAUUCUAUGUAGUCCAGGUUUUUUUUAAUUAAUUUAAUAAUAUUUGUUUCUGUUUUUUAAACAACUUGGAGACCUUUUUAGUGUUGAUAAUUUUUAAAAAAAAUUGUUUCCACUAUAUUGUUACGAAUUUGAAAUAUGAAAAAGACAUCAAAAUAAAUUUCUUCUUGUAAUGUAACUAUUGCCUUAAAUGUUUAUGGUAUAGAAAUUUUCUACGCGUCUUUUUUCUGUAUGAUUAUGUUAGUGUAUAAACCGAUAGCCUGAAAUGAAAUUUACUAUUGGUGUUGACGUGGGUGGCACCAAUACAGAUGUGGCAAUUAUUGAUGGUACCAAAGUGAUUGGUUGGAGCAAAUCAUCUACCACAGAAAAAAUAACGGAUGGAGUUAUUAAUGCAAUUGAAUCUGCAUUUAAGAAUGCAGUAGUGAAUGGUUACAGCAACGUAAAGGAAAACAUCAAGAGGGUAAACAUAGGGACGACCCACUUCAUUAAUGCUGUCAUUAAGCGUGAAAACCUAUCAAAAGUGGCAUGUGUACGUUUAUGUGGAGAUGCUUCUCACUGUUUACCGCCUUUCGUUGAUUUUCCAGAAGAUUUGCAGGAGCAAGUUGAUGGUGGUUAUUAUCUGUUAGAUGGGGGAUUUGAAUUUGAUGAAAGUUUGAUAGCAGAAUUAAAAACAAAAGAGAUUAUUAACACUAUCAAAGCCAUAUCAAAUGCUGGAAUAAAACAUGUGGCAGUUGUUGGCAUAUUUUCUCCAACAAAUCCUAGCCAGGAAAAAGUAGUUGAAGAACUUUUAAUGCAGGAGUUUCCUGAAGCCACGUACACAUUAUCUCAUCAGCUUGGCUAUCUAGGCUUAUUGGAACGUGAAAAUGCUACCAUUUUAAAUGAAAGCUUGAAAGUCUUGUGCCAAAAAACCAUAGCUGGGUUUAAAAGUGCCAUGCAAGAUAUUGGAUUGAAUUGUUUGGUAUAUUUUACACAAAAUGAUGGUACGCUUAUAAGCGAACAGCAAGUGUUGAAGUUUCCCGUGUUUACAUUUUCCUCUGGUGCAACAAACAGCAUGCGUGGUGCUGCACAUCUGUCAUCACUCAAAGAUGCCAUUAUUGUUGAUAUAGGUGGUACAUCAACUGAUGUGGGCGUUUUAAUGAAUGGCUUUCCACGAGGUGCUUCAUCCAGAGUAAAGGUUGGUGGUGUUAAUACCAACUUCAGAAUGCCAGAUACUAAAUCAAUUGGGCUCGGUGGUGGCUCCAUUGUUAAGAUUCACGACGAUCAGACUACUUGCUCAGUCGGUCCCAGUAGUGUUGAAUAUCGUAUAACGGAAAAAGCGUUAAUCUUCGGCGGUGAUACAUUGGUUACGACAGAUGUUGCAGUCGCGUCUGGUCGUGUAGAACUUGGCAAUAAAGCUAAUGUUUCACAUCUUUCGGAUGCAACAAUACAAGAAGUAAUGGGAGUGAUUCAAGAGAAAGUAGAAGCAGCUGUAGAUUCCAUCAAGUUGAGUGGUGAUGUUUGUCCAGUUGUGGUGGUCGGUGGAGGAAGUAUUUUGAUUGAUGCGGAGAAACCCUUCGUCGGUGCAUCUUAUGUUGUAAAACCAUCUUUUUAUCAGGUUGCUAAUGCUGUCGGUGCAGCAUUAAGUAAAGUUAGUGGAACAGUUGACAAAUUGGUAACCAUAACUGAAGCUAAUCCCAGAGAAAGACACAUUAAAGAUGCAAAAGAAGAAGCCAUUGAAAUCGCUGUUCAAAAUGGUGCUAUUAGAGAUACGUGUAACAUCGUGGAUGUUUCUGAGAUAGAAAUGUCAUACAUGAUCGUGCCAUGUGUGAGGCUGCAUGUCAAAGCUGUUGGAGAUUUAGAAUUGGAUAAUGCUGACAAUACAAACGAGGUGCGGGAAGAAAAAGCACCUUCUAAGCUUCCUGCCACAACUUUCAAGGUUAGCCAACAAGAGAAAAAGCAACGAUCGGUUGCAGGGAAAGGUGAAGUCGAACUGAAAGACCAUGUGGAAGUGUCAAAUAUACCCGCACUAACACCAGCAGGAGAGUGGAUCCUAAACCUUUGGGACGUAGAUUGUUUGGCUAUCGGUGCGGGUAUAUUAGGUUGUGGUGGUGGUGGUAGUCCAUAUCUUGGAAGAUUAAGAUUGAAACGAUGUGUGGAGAAAGGGAUGAAAGUUAAAAUUAUUCAUCCAUUGAGCUUGAAAGAAGACGAAGCUGCUUAUUGUGUAGCAUUUAUGGGUGCACCAGAAGUGUUGAUAGAAAGAAUUAGUAAUGGCUGUGAGCUUAAACAAGCAGUAUCUGUUGCAUAUAACCUGCAAAUGCAUGGCUUUAAAUCUGGUAUGAGCAAAGAAGAUAUUCAACAACUUGCUGAUGAGAAAGGAUUGAAGUUAGAACACGAUGAAACUAAGACUACUGUAAAGCUACGAAAUUUGGAUAUUGAUGGAAAACCUGCAGCAAUAGGUCUGUGUGAAAUUGGAGGUCUAAACGCAUUAGAACCUUUGAUAGCAGCAGCUGAACUUGGACUCCCUGUGCUUGAUUGUGAUGGCAUGGGUCGAGCAUUUCCUCAAUUGCAACAGUUUGGACCUUUUAUAAAUGGAACAUGUCCCUACCCAGCUGUAAUCACAGAUCACCAUGGCAACUAUGUUUGCUGCGUGAAAUGUGCUUCAGCAAUGGAACUGGAAAACUUCUUUAGAAAGCAUUGUAUCAGUAUGGGAUGCUGUGCAGGUGUGAUGGUUGCUCCUCUAUCAAGCAAAGAUAUUCAGACGAAGACAUGCUUGUUCACUUUGAGCCAGGCGUGGUAUUUAGGAAAUACUAUUCUUAACGCAAGACAGCUUCACAUGUGUCCAGUUGAAGCAAUCUUGAAGGAAACGAACGGUAUUCUUCUGUGUCAAGGAAAGAUAAAUAAUCUACAUAGAGAGACAAAGGAUGGGUUUACAUGGGGCAAAAUUGAUAUUGAAGGAAGUGGCGUGUACCAAAAUAAAAACAUGACUUUGGAAUUUCAAAAUGAAUUUAUAGUAGCGAAAUCAUCCGAAAAGAUUGUAGCAACAACUCCAGAUCUGAUCACAUUGGUUGAUACUGACACAGGGGAACCAAUUACAACUGACGAGUUAAAGUACGGACUGAGAGUAACGACACUGGUGUUGCCCUGCCCCCCAAUUAUGAAUUCUAAGAAAGCGCUUGAAUUUGUUGGUCCGAAAGCAUUUAAAUACGAAAAUGUGGAGUAUCAUCCGUCUUGUGAAUACGUUGCUUUCGAACCCAUCCCGAGAUUAAUGAAAAAGUAGAGAAAUGUAUUACUACUUGUGAAAAAUUUGAUAAAUGCAUUUUAAGCAUUUUUUUCUAAAUUUGAUAUUUUUUAAGAAUUUUGAAACUUUUAUAACUUUUAUAACUUAAAAAAAUACUGUAAAAGUCUUUUUUGAAAUAGCUACUAUCUGUACAUUAUUGUUUUUACAACUUUAAAACAGAUACAAAAGGCUAACAGCAAAAACUUUUUUUUUGUACUUGACGAAUGUUUUUCCUUGAGGCCAUUGGAUCCUCAUUAAAUACAAAUUUUAGAAUUCACCUAAGAUUUUAUUAUUGUGUUGUUGGUGUUUGUCUGUUUUGUCUCAAAUGCAUUUUAAUGUAUAUGUAUAAUAAAUAUUAUGAAUUAUUUUGAUGUAUUCUGUAAAAAGUACGAACCCUUCACCAACACUAAGAACCUACGAACCUGUGUUCUGUAGUCUACUGUACUGAAGUAGAGUACUGUUAAUCUAUACUAAUGACUGUGUUUAAGUUACAUUUCAAAAAUAUAAUAGCCUUUAAAUAAAAUAUCAAAAUCCAAUUCGUUACUUUUAGUUAGCCUAAAACGCCAUACUGUACAAAUCUGGAAAAUACCUAAUUUAUUGGAAAUUAAGAAUCCCAAUUCACUUCUAAAUAAAACCGUAUGUUGUUGGCAAGCGAGUUUUUUUAGGCUCUUUGAUUGUCUUAGCGCUCUUUUUUAUUUUUGUGGAUGUAAAUAUUUUUUCCGAAGAUGAGAUGAAAAACAUUUAAUAAAUUAGCAUAAAGAUAAUGGGAUAUAUUUUUUUAUUCUUGUUGAUGUGGAUAAUUUUUUUCGGAAUAAAAUGAAAUUUAAAAAAUAA